Molecule: messenger RNA, 663 nt
Organism: Trematosphaeria pertusa
Lineage: Eukaryota; Fungi; Ascomycota; Dothideomycetes; Pleosporales; Trematosphaeriaceae
Exons: 1
Coding region: 190-564 (124 amino acids)
Source: RefSeq, a predicted model, not a curated record
CGCCCACCCCCUUUCACCACCAUAACGAAUGACGACGCAGGCCUUGGCAGAAACCCGCGCUUUAUCACGCACGAGCGCUGCCGCGUCCGUCCAUCACGAACCAAUAGAAUCCAAAUCAUCAGGCGUCGGCAUUGGAGCGGCGUUUCGUAUUUUCGAGUGCAAUGGAAGCAUCAGUGGUCUCCCCGUCGCAUGAGACCAAGGAGUUUUGGAGUACGCUUUUUGGAUUAUGUUGGGCAAGGUCUGAAGAUCUUGCAUGACAACGAUGCACGGCUGGGAGUAGCAUCUUUUCACCAUCUGCGUGCGACACAUGGCCGGCCACGUCUGUCUCUUGUCUUUGCGCAGCCGACCGGUUACAAACCGUGUCACACGCCACGCUAUAGGGAGUGUUUGCGACACAAAAGUAUGGGACAACUUCUCAGAUUUUCGGCGCGGCUCUGGACUGUAGGCGCAGGCUUCCUCUUUUUUUCUUCCCUCUUCCACUCCCCUCCCACCACUCACCUAUUCUUGGCAUUCUCGUGGAAGGGGAGCCCAUUUCUGCUGCUUUCGAGGCUUAGCUUGGAUUGAGGGAAUACCCGUCUUACAUCAUGUCUACAUAGUGCGCAUUUACAAAAAAAAAAAGAGACAAGAUUCACGCCUACGCUUGGGGUCUGCACGCAGUUCUCU